UUGACUUGGAAGGAUUUAACAAUUAGUUGUCCCAAUGGCAACCUUAUUGAUAUCACUAGCGACGAACACAUCUACAUGUAUAAAGGUUAUUUACCUACUUCAUGCGAACAAGAAAUUAUGUACUGGAGACCCGAGGUAAGAAAUUGCAAUGGACAAUCAACAUGUACCAUAACAUCAUCACCAACAGGAGAGUGUUCAAAAUGGUGGGGCACCAACAGAAGGAAUUAUGAGGAAAUAUGCUACAAUUGUAAGAUGUUUGACAGGAAGUGCGCAAAUGAGAAUCUAACUUUAACAUGUCCAUAUCAAUACUUGAUAAAGGUAAUAGAGGUUGAGGUUGGUACAACAGGGAGCAAUGGGGACUGUCACAAUUCUAAACCAUUGUGUAAAGAUGGCAGUAAUGACCCAGGUUCACUUGAUUAUGGAUAUGCUAAUACAAGCCCAAAGGACAUAAAUGGCAGAUUUACUGAUGUCCAAAAUGUAUGUAACAACAAACAAAUAUGUACUCUUGAGGUAUACCUUUUUCCUGGUGCUAUUUGUAAAGAAAUUGCUCCAUAUAACUAUGAGAAAGUCACGUAUGAAUGUGAAUACAAUCCAUAUACAACAGAAACACUUCCAACAACAAAUAACCCAGAUUUAACAACAGAAUCUCCAACUGAAGUAAUCACCAAACUAGGAGUGACUACAACAGCUGGAAUUACAACAAAAUAUGCAACAAUUCAGGAUAUUACAACAAAACCACUGAAAACUCAGAAAAUCACAACACAACCAUGGGUAACCACCAAAUUAACAACCCAAACAGUUUCAACAAGGUCAGAGACAAUUGCUCAAGAUGUAACAACAUGGCAACCAACAACUCAAUAUGAUGCCACAACUCAAAUGUCAACUAAAGAUGUUACAAAUCAUGAAAACAUGACACAGGUAACUCAAGAAAUAUCACCUGAGGUUGUAACAGCACAUGAACUGACUACACAAGAUAGCCCAAUUUCAGCUGAAGCUUCAAUAUUUGCCACAAAUGAAGUAACAAAUGCAGUACAUCCAACAAUAGCAUCAUCAGCGAAUGGAACAUCUGUUAACUUCAACAUGGCUCAAAAGACUUCAGUAGCAACAAUUGUUGUGCCAACUGUAAUAGGAAUAGCGGCACUGACCCUCAUGUUAAUUGUAUUGAUGUUGUUGAUGAGAAAAAGGAGGCGGGAUACAAAAUACAAUAAAAGAGACAAUGGAGAAACCAAUUCCACAUACAAUAAUGUGGCUUUCAACAAUGAAGGAGAUGGCAAAAUAGACAUUGGUAUUGAAGAACACAACACAGAGGUAAAUGGCACAGAACAUGACACAGACACAAAUGUUGGACAAUUAAUAGACAAUGAUAUCUAUGAUACUGGAACUUCAAAAUCAGUAAAGAAAAGUGAUCCACGGUUCAUUAUCAAGCGAGAGGACAAAAAUGGAGACCCAUAUACAAUUAUUGAGAAGCCAUCUAAAAGAAGUAAGAAAUUAGUAAUUGAAAAGCCAGAAAAUGGAACCCACACCAUCGUACAAGCUGGUAACAAACCAGGAGUUGCCAAUGAUACAUUGCCGACUGAGGCAUAUGAACUGACAACAUACAACACAAGAUCACCUGGGAGGAAUUUCAGGACAGUUCACACAAAUGAUUCAUUAAAUGAAUAUGAAUAUGAUACACCUAUUGAUGUUGACUCAAAAUAUAUAGUUGAGGAUAACAAAGGUGUGAUAGAGAAUUUUAAAUCAAAUGAUUCAAACACUCAUAUAGGGCUUUGUCACAAGCCAAGAAUUCUGGAAGAAAAAAUUGAACAUAAAGGCUUAGACCAAUUGGGACUCACAAAUACUAAUGUUGACUAUGAUCAAGCAGUUAGUGCUCAACCUGAGUAUGUCUAUCAAGAAGUGAAGGAACAAGCACAUGACUCACCAAAUGUUGGCUAUGAUCAAGCAGUUAGUGCUCAACCUGAGUAUGUCUAUCAAGAAGUGAAGGAACAAGCACAUGACUCACCAAAUGUUGAUUAUGAUCAAGCAGUUACUGUUCAACCUGAGUACGUCUAUCAAGAAGUGAAGAAACGAGCACAUGACUCACCAAAUGUUGAUUAUGAUCAAGCAGUUUGUGCUCAACCUGAGAACGUCUAUCAAGAAGUGAAGGAACAAGCACAUGACUUGCCAAAUGUUGAUUAUGAUUCAGCAGUUGCUGAGCAAUCUGGAAAUGUUUCCAAAGCAAUGGCGAUUUGUCUAAAUGAUAACUCAAGCGACGAUGACAAAAUAAAGAUAAAUGCAUAUACAGAACCAGUUUAUAAUUCACUUUCUAUUGGAAAUAAAAACAAAAUUAAACAUGCCAUUUCUCCGAGAGAGAAACAUCCAACAGAUAAUUACUCUGUUUUAAGCAACACAAAUAAUUUCAAAGAGCAACAAAAUAUGCCACGAUCACAUGAUAAAGAACAAUGUCAGCAACUAAAUGAUUCAUACAUGGCAACUAAUGCCAUUGAAAUGCUUGAUAAUGAACUUUAUACAGGAGGUAAAUUCUAA
Owenia fusiformis is the source of this 2523-nucleotide messenger RNA. The record is from the annotation of a GenBank genome assembly. NCBI's taxonomy places the organism in Eukaryota, Metazoa, Annelida, Polychaeta, Sabellida, Oweniidae.